Messenger RNA from Lacerta agilis (Sand lizard), 904 nucleotides. RefSeq names its product immediate early response 3 (gene IER3). NCBI's taxonomy places the organism in Eukaryota, Metazoa, Chordata, Lepidosauria, Squamata, Lacertidae. Gene Ontology annotation, cellular component: nucleus. The transcript is spliced from 2 exons. The record is from RefSeq and is a predicted model, not a curated record. The coding region runs from base 30 to 563 and encodes 177 amino acids. Gene Ontology annotation, biological process: negative regulation of apoptotic process; DNA damage response.
UCGCUUCGCUCUCUGCUCGCUCUCGCUGCAUGAAUACUGCCACGAUGUGCUACGCUUGCACGCCGGCUCUGCCCGCCCUUAAGAUGGUCCCUGGCCCCGGCAGGCCUGAGCCCACCGGGCCCCAAUAUUUCACUUUCGAUCCUCUCCCGGAAGCCGGCGAAAGCCCGGCUCCCAAGAACAUCUCCAAAUCGAGCAGGAUCAAGAAGAGAUCCCGGAGGGUGCUUUAUCCCCGAGUGGUAAAGCGCUACUAUCCCACUGAGGAGCGAAGCUACGUCAAACACCUUUUCAUUAUCCUUCUCACUGUCAUCUUCUUCCAAGUCUACAGUGCUGAGGAAGAAUUCGCUGUCGUGGACGCCUCCCAGAACGCAGAGGAAAAUGCCUCUGUCUGCUCCACAGAGAUGAGGGGGUCCCAGGGGGAGAACCUCCUUGAGCAGCUCAUCGUGGCCUCCUUUGAAAUCGAAGAGGCAGCCAAUAGCACCGGUUGGGACUGGGGAGAUUGGGAGGCAGCCGAAUCUGCCAUCGACAUCACUCAGUUCCUGGAGCAGAGGCCAGCUGCUUUCUGAAGACCCCCCCCCCCAAGGGGAGAGGACUGUGAAGGAGGAGCCCAGGCUGUAGUGUUCACAUCUGUCUUGAGAAAAAGCAGAAUUCAAGCCACGAAUGAGUUAAAUGCCGUUUGAAACACAGCCAGCUCCUUCUGGCAUUCUGGAGCAAUCUUGCUCCGAACGCAGCAAGACUGACGUCAAAAGAAACUUGAACCAACACUACAUUUUGAACAGAAAGGGGAAGGUUUUCUUUUUUAAAAAAAUGUUAUUUUAUUUCUGCAGCAGAUCAGACAUCUGGCAGGCAGAGUGAAGGAUGUUAAUUUAAUAUUUAUUUAAUAAUAAUAAUAAUAAUAAUAAUAAUG